GAGUGAUUUGCGGUGAAGGGAGGAGGGACGAUUUCGCUUCGUUGUCGCGUAGAAUUUUUAAUUUCUCUGUGAAUUGUGGCGAGAUUCUGUGUAAAGAUUGAAAUAAGUGACCAUAAUUUGGUGCUCGAAUUGUGUACAAGUGAUUAAUUUGAUGCCUCGCUUGCCGGUUGUUUAACGCCACCAAUUACAUUCCGACCGCUCCCUGCGUAUAUAGCACGUCAGUCGUCAAGUAUUUUCAUGCCUGUUUGUACUACUUGCUAUAGUAGGGGCCGUGAUAGUAAAAGCUGUUGGAAAGUGCAUUCGUACGGGAAAUUGUUAGUGUAAAAAACUAUCCCACGUUCCAGAAAUUUGUGAGCGUUAUGAGGUGAUCAUUGAGACAGUGCGUUUUGCAAGAUUGUAGCCAUUUUCGGUGGCCCACAUCGACCUCCAGUAUCAGGAGCGGCGCAUAAUGACUUUUUAAUCCACUAACUUGUAAUUGAGCAACUAGCCGUGAAGUUAGACAUGUUCAGCACACAACUGCAGCAAUGGACGGCGUGAAGAAAAUACACUCAGGAACACUGUAUCGGAACGGUCCGGUGGAGGGCGCGUACGGUCCGCAACACAGUCCGGUGUCGCGGUCCGACGCCUCCACCGAGGACGCGGAGUUGUCCGCCGCGCUCGCUCACCAGCAUCAUCUAGCUAUGCAGGCCGGCGAGUAUCCAGUGGUGGGCGGCGGCAUGGAGCCCGAUUACGAGCGGUACGUGUCGUCGCCAGCAGCGCAUUACAACCACAUGGGCCACCUCACCAUGGCGCCCUCGCAGAAAUACCCCCACGUGAUGGACUCAGUGUCAGUGUCGGGCGGGGGCAGCUACGCGGGCGCGGGGGGCGCGGGCCACUACGGCACGUACGGGCACUACGGUGCCGCCUACCCACCGCAGCCCUAUUUGGUGGACGCGCCGCAGCAGCCCUACAUAGGACAGGAGUAUGGAGAAGGUGGCGGCAGUGCGUCACCCAGAAGCGCUUCGCCGGGCGCUUUACCACAACAUAACCUGCAUUUACAACAGAGGUACGACUCAGCCUCGCUGGAGCAGCUGGGCCGCCACUACUGCGUGACGUCGCCGCGCGCGGAGUACGCGGGCUCCGCCUACGGCUACCAGCACUACCCCACCGCCUACGACGACCAGCCCAGCCAGACCAACCAGUUCAAGGACUCUCAGAACGGCCUGAGCCUGGGCAGCGCGGGCACGCAGUCCAUGUACGGGGACGAGGAAGAGCUGCAGAAACAGAUGGCCGGCAUGGCGCUAGAGCAGUACGGUGUGCACGGUGUGGGCGUGGGCGUGGGCGUGGGGGUGGGGGCGGCGGGGCGCGAGGACGGCGGCGGGCUGCAGUGGCGGGACCCCAACCUGCCCGAGGUCAUCGGCUUCCUCAACUCCCCCUCCGACGUCGUCAAGGCUAACGCUGCGGCCUAUCUGCAGCAUCUCACCUACAUGGACGACCCUAACAAACAGAAGACUAGGAAUUUAGGCGGCAUCCCGCCGCUGGUGCGGCUGGUGUCGCACGACAACGCGGACGUGUGCCGCAACGCGUGCGGCGCGCUGCGCAACCUGUCGUACGGCCGCCAGAACGACGAGAACAAGCGCUGCAUACGCGACGCCGGCGGCAUCCCCGCGCUCAUGGCGCUGCUGUGCCGCGCCACUGACAUGGAGGUGAAAGAACUGGUGACCGGUGUAAUAUGGAACAUGUCGUCGUGCGAGGACCUGAAGCAGUCGAUCAUAGACGACGCAGCGCAAGUCAUCGUCAACAAAGUUAUCAUUCCACACUCCGGAUGGCACCCCACCAAUCCUGGCGACACUUAUUGGUCUACUGUGUUCCGCAACGCGUCGGGCGUGCUGCGCAACGCGUCGUCCGCAGGCGAGUACGCGCGGCGCCGACUGCGCGCGCUGGCCGGACUGGCCGCCGCGCUGCUGCACGCUGUGCGCGCCGCGCUGCAGGCCAACGCUAUCGGCACCAAGAUCGUCGAGAACUGCGUCUGCGUGCUGCGCAACUUGUCUUACAGAUGUCAAGAAAUAGAAGAUCCCUUAUACGACACAAGAGCGCCGCCCACACAGUCGUCGGGGCAGGCGAGGAUACAGGCCAGCGCAUCUAAAGGAGAAAACCUCGGUUGCUUCGGCGGCAGUAAAAAGAAGAAGGAGGGCACCUCGUCGUCAAACUCGACCAGUCCUCUGGGCAAGAGUGAGCCGGACACCCAGCCGCUGGGGGACAGCGUGUCCUCGCAGCUGGGGUACAGUGUGCCCAAGGGGACGGAGAUGCUGUGGUCACCAGAGGUGGUUCCCCUGUACAUGGCGCUCCUGCAGACUUGCUCCAACCCGGAAACCCUGGAAGCGGCGGCCGGAGCGCUGCAGAACUUGGCCGCCUGCUAUUGGCAGCCUUCCAUCGACAUCAGGGCUGCGGUCAGAAAAGAAAAAGGUUUACCAAUCCUGGUGGAGCUACUGAGAAUGGAGGUGGACCGCGUGGUGUGCGCGGUGGCGACGGCGCUGCGGAACUUGGCCAUCGACCAGCGGAACAAGGAGCUGAUCGGGAAGUACGCCAUGCGGGACCUGGUGCAGAAGCUACCCAGCGGGGCGCAGCAACACGAACAGGGUACUUCGGACGACACGAUAGCGGCGGUGCUCGCGACCUUGAACGAAGUGAUAAAGAAGAGUGGCGAGUUCUCGCGGUCGCUGCUGGAGGCGGGCGGAGUGGAGCGACUGCUAAACCUCACCAAACAACGCCACCGCCACACGCCGCGUGUACUCAAAUUUGCUGGUCAAGUGCUAAUGACGAUGUGGUCUCACGCGGAACUACGCGAGGUCUAUCGCAAACACGGCUGGCGCGAAGCGGAUUUCCUCACGCCUGCCAGGGCAGCCAUGCCUAGAGGGUCUUCUAAUAGCAGCGGUCAAGGCACCCCCUCCUCCGCCCCCGCCGGCGCCCCGCACUCGCCCAGCAACGCCAACAGCACGCUCAGCAGACCCAUGGCCUCCACCGGCGGCACCCGGUACGAGGACCGCACUAUACGCAGGCAUCGUGAGAACGAUGACAUGCCAGCGAUGGACCUAAACAACUACCAAGAUGGGCUGGGGAUGGGCAACCCAAACGGCAGGCCAAUGAACUUGCAGGGCGUUCAGGCGCAGAUGCCCAUGCCUCCUAGCAGUCGUUAGUAUCGAUAGAAGGCUAAAUGGGGUGGGGGUUUUGCUCUUUAGGUAGUGAUAAAAGCAAAAAUAAGGGGCGAGAGCACAGCUCUUUAAAGAAUACAAGGCGAGUAUUGCAUUUCAGAUUGUCGAAUAAGUUCAAACGAAUCCUCGCAUAAAUGGGAUGGGGCGUUGCCCUGUAGAUUGUUAAAUAAGUUCAAAUUAACUCUCGGUUCAAAGGGGCGGGGGUAUUGCUCUUUAGGUAGCUAUAAAAUCCUUAAUAGGGUGGGGGCAUUUGCUCUCAGAUUGUUGAAUAAGUUCAAAGUAAUGUAGUCGUACUAAUUAAUACCUCAUUAACAAUUGACUUGCAUAAUGCUAUCUCACUUGUUUUAAUAAAUUAAACAGGACAUCUUAUUUCCACAUUAAAAAAGUAGUUAUUAAGGUAUUGAGAUGUUUUGGUCCUUAAUUAUUUAUAUAUCAAUGUUUUCUUAAUAAUGAAGGGCAUAUAUACUAUUUCCUUUCUUAAUUUAAGGUUUAUGUUCAAUUCGGCAGUCUAAAAAGCAAUGGCCAUGUAAAGUUAUGUAGACAAGAAUUAAUAUGCACAAUUUUUACGUUGUAACAAACGCAUACGUGUCGCUGAUUGGUCGCUGUCGUGUCAACCUAGGGCUCGUGCAGGCAUCUGAUUGGAUGUUGAAAUCGCAAAUAAUUUCAUAAAUAAGUGUACUAUAAUACUACUCAGGGUGUUUUGUUAUUUUAAUUAUUCAUGUAUUGUCUCGUUCUGUAGAUAAGGACAAACAAUAUAAAUAAUCUAUGAAUACCGAUCGUAAAUAUAAAACUAUAGAAUUUUAGUUCAACGACAUCACCGCUAGAGGUGGUGUAAAAACUAAAUUAUAGUUUAUUUACGAUCGAGUAUAAUUACGCUGAUUACAAAGUUACACUAGUGUAGACCAAUUAAUUUGCCUAAGGCCUAAUUUAUUUCAUAACCUAGCGCCAUUUUGUGUAAAGAUCAUGUCAAUUCCCAAUGUAUAUAGUCGUGCCAUUUGUAUUUUGUGUAUUUUAAUAAUUAAAGGGUUUUUUCUGUAGAUGUAAUGUGUAUCGGUAUCAAACUUUCAAUCAAGGCUCACGUCGAUAGAACGCGAGAGGUAAUAUAAACGUGGUAAUACUGAGCCUAUUUAUAUUGUUAUUAUAACUUCAGGUUUCACAAGUGGCAAUGUAUAAUUAAACUGAAUUGCACCAUGUAUUCUUAUCUCUAAAUAUACCCAUGUAAUAACUAAACAAGUUGCGUAACUAAUAUUUACAUUGUAAUAUUCGUAUUUGAAUAUUAUUGUUAUUGUUUAUAUAUAACAUUAGUUUCGUAGUAAUCACGAAGCCGCACUGUGAAAUCGAAAUAAUUAUGCAUUACCAUAUGUUUCCGACGAGUUGCGUUCGAGAUUCGUUCGAUUUCGCAGCUCGCGGCGGAAUAGAACCUAUGGUAUAUAGAAUUUUGUAAUAUUUUGUAUCCAUUCCAUUCCACGGCCCUUUACGAGUAAAUGUAAUAUAGGUGUCUAUGUCCUCUUGUUAUACAUAAGGAAUAUCCGUCUUAUAUUUAGCGUUAAGAUGCAUUUAUUAUGGGACAUUCGCUCUCGUAUUACAUAUAUAUUUUUGAGUUUAAUAAUGCAAUACAAGACCAAUUGUGAGAUUAAUUUUCGGUAGAUAAGUUUAAAAUGCAGUUAUUAACGAAAUAAAUAAGUCAAGGGAACAUAUUGUCGCUUGUCAUUUUUUUUUUAUAUAAACGAAAGUUUUUACUUUUCCUAUAUUUUUAUUCUGAGAUUUCUACAUGAAAAUGAGCUUUGUCGAACACUUGUCGAUUGCAUUAUUAACUUCAAAAGUACGUGUUGAGUUCGAUUGAAUCUUAAAGCGCAGCUAACCAUGUCUUAUUCAUAUUGAGACAGCGUUGAUCUCUAUAUACAUACGCUGUUACGUCGUCUGGCUGUAAAACACGUAUAAAAUUGGCCGCCGUGAACCGCGAAUCUUGGCUGUGUGACAUUUUGUUUAAUCCAAAGGUUUAUGGCAUGAAGUCUGCAUACGUGAUCGACAAAACAUGUGUUUUAUUGAAUAAAUUUUAUCUACUAUAUGUACAUUUUUUGUCAAAUAAAAUAAAAAGAAUGGACAUAUUGCAUUUAUACUAAUUGUGCAGAAAAUGUAACUAGAAACGGAUUACUACGAUCGCGAAUACUCCCCCAAUUAAAUAUGAAACUCGUUAGCUGUAUUACAACAUUCCUAAUGUCCUUUAAAUAGCCAUUCACUGUCUAGGCGGCGGCAUACAAAUGCCCUCACUGCGGCUCGAAACGAAAGCUGCUAACCAAUCCUAUUGAUUGAUACUUCCUAUCAAUUAUAAAUGAGUAUAUUUAAUUGAACUCAUUCGCCAUGGAACAUUGAACUCUAAGACUCUAAUCAUACAGUUUUUAUUUGUAAAUGCUUAAAAAACAGCCAGAUGACUUAGCGAGCGCAUCGCAACCGCGAACAUGAAUAUUGUGAAUACAGCUUUAAAAUGAUUAUUUCAAUUUAUUUUCCCUCCGUCGAUGGUUUUAGUUGUAGUGUAACUAUUUAUUUUACAUUAAAUUGUAAGGUUAAAUUUUUAUUCGUAGGCGAUAUCUUAAGGGGUUUUGUGAGGACAUUUUUUGGAUAUUUUUAUGCACAAUAAAGCAUUUCUACACGUCCUCGUCAGGGGUGACCAAUGACUGAUCAACUGGUUCAAGCUAUCUCAUCCAGUGCAUUAUAAUUAUUUAAGUACCCGUGUAUGUAAGUUUUUGUAUGAUAUUUUAUUAAAAUGUAAGCGAGUGUACAACAGUUUUUGACAACAAUAGCUUGCCAGGGCGACGUCGCUUCUAUGAAGCGAGUUUUUUUAAAUGAUAUUAUAAUUAUUUCACUUCAAACCUUUCCUUAAGCUUGGUAUAAGUUAGUUGUAAGAAAUUAUUUAAUCACCAUUUUAUUUUAUUUAUCGCGUGUAGAUGAGGAUUUUAGACAAAUGUAGGCAUUAUUAGAUAAAGUUGUUUUAUAAUGUCUUUUAAUACGAUCUGUCUGUAAAUUAUAUCUAUCUCACUAAAGCUUCUAUAGGCAAUUGUAUUUAUGCAAUCGAUUACAUUGUUUGUCUAUUAAGAUACCUUCCAUUCACAGAUCUCUAGAACUUAAACUUUAUUUGUAAGUUGUAGUGUCACUUACAUUACCCGGGAGAACCUAUCUAGUGUUACACCACGAUAUAAAAAUAUAUAGUAAAUGUCUAUGGUCAACCAUAGAUUUAUAGAAUUGUUGGAACAGUAAUACUCGGUUAUUUAUAUUUUAUUUAAAAUUUUAUAUUGAAAAUUAUUUAACAAAGUGGGAUCUUCGUUUGUCGUUGCCGCGUAGUAUAAUGAUAUAGCUCUUAUGUCUUGUUGUACGUAGAUUUUAAUAGAACAUUAUUCGCUUUUACAGAUACUUAUGAUUAAACAAAUUAUUAUAUUAUUAUCACAGAGAAUUAAAUGAAUGAUUUUUUUUA
Molecule: messenger RNA, 6660 nt
Organism: Plodia interpunctella (Indianmeal moth)
Lineage: Eukaryota; Metazoa; Arthropoda; Insecta; Lepidoptera; Pyralidae
Gene: p120ctn
Product: catenin delta-2
Exons: 20
Coding region: 525-3176 (883 amino acids)
Biological process (GO): cell-cell adhesion; cell-cell junction assembly
Cellular component (GO): adherens junction; cytoplasm; nucleus
Molecular function (GO): cadherin binding
Source: RefSeq, a predicted model, not a curated record